Messenger RNA from Phycomyces blakesleeanus NRRL 1555(-), 444 nucleotides. RefSeq lists its product as hypothetical. The coding region runs from base 1 to 444 and encodes 147 amino acids. NCBI's taxonomy places the organism in Eukaryota, Fungi, Mucoromycota, Mucoromycetes, Mucorales, Phycomycetaceae. The record is from RefSeq and is a predicted model, not a curated record. The transcript has 3 exons.
AUGGCACGCCGGCCCACAAGAAAGGCCAAAGCAUGUGCCAGAAGAAAAGGGCAAACCGCCCCACAAGAAAGGCCAAAGCAUGUGCCAGAAGAAAAGGGCAAACCGCCCCACAAGAAAGGCCACAGUAUGUGCCAGCAAAAAGGGCCAACCAGCCCACAAGAAAGACCACAGUAUGUGCCAGCAAAAAUGGCUAACUAUCCUACAAGAGAGGCCAAAGCUCCAAAUGCGCACCAGAGAAAAAAAGGCUUUUCAGAGACCCUCAAGGUCACUGUCAAGAUUCAAAGCCAAAUCAAGAUAGAUAUCAAGCCAAGGUCCAUUGCUAUGUCCAAGUCCAAGUCCAAAUCCAAUUCCAAGUCUUGUCCAAGUCCAAGUCCAAAUGUCCAAAAACUGUCCAAGUACUGUUCUAGUACUAGUCCUAGCACACAAACAUAUACAAACAAAUAG